This is a messenger RNA of Komagataella phaffii GS115, 345 nucleotides long. RefSeq lists its product as hypothetical. Gene Ontology annotation, cellular component: catalytic step 2 spliceosome; precatalytic spliceosome; U2 snRNP. The transcript has a single exon. Gene Ontology annotation, biological process: mRNA splicing, via spliceosome. The coding region runs from base 1 to 345 and encodes 114 amino acids. NCBI's taxonomy places the organism in Eukaryota, Fungi, Ascomycota, Pichiomycetes, Pichiales, Pichiaceae. Gene Ontology annotation, molecular function: RNA binding. The record is from RefSeq and is a predicted model, not a curated record.
AUGUCAAAGGAUUUUCCGAUUGUCCUGGUAAAGAACUUGCCAUACACCACGACAGGCGAUGAUUUGUACGAGGUUUUUGGGAAAUACGGGAAUAUCAUGCAAGUUCGACUUGGAAACCAGGCUGACACUAGAGGUUCAGGAUUGAUAGUUUUUAAGAACUUAAAGUCAGCACAGACUUGUGUCGACAAGGCGAACGGUUACAACUUUAAUGGAAGAUACCUGGUUGUGCUUCAUUACAUGGUAGAUCUUUCAAAGAUUCAAGACGAAAUGUUGGAAGUAAGACGGAAAGAAGUUGCAAAGAUAGAUGCUCAGCAAAGAUCUCUGACUGACAAAGAAACACAAUGA